Arabidopsis thaliana (thale cress) is the source of this 1462-nucleotide messenger RNA. RefSeq names its product GRAM domain family protein. The transcript has 2 exons. Lineage: Eukaryota; Viridiplantae; Streptophyta; Magnoliopsida; Brassicales; Brassicaceae. Bases 344 to 985 code for a protein of 213 amino acids. The record is from RefSeq and is marked reviewed.
CUUAUUUAUUAUCUUCUUCAUUACUGUAAUUACAAGAAGAUUCAGCAAAAUGUAAUCAUUGAAUGACACAGAGACUUUUCUAAAAUCUUGUAUUUAUCAAGAACAUUCUAAAACCAUUAUGUGUUCUUAUCUUAUUGGUUAAGGAUUAAACUAAAUGUCAAAAUUCAGCCUAAAAUAGUCCAACUCUUAAUCCCAAAGGUAACAUCAUCAAAACCGCGUUUUAUAUAUGUAUAAUCCAAUCUUAUAAAUUAAAAAACCAAGUUCAACACAAUCCAUCACAUCCAUUUCAAUAGAAGACGAAGAACGUUUCAGAAUCAUCAACCAAAUUCAGAAAAUUUCAGCCAUGACAGGAUCACAAGAAGACCAACCUAAGAUCAUCAUUGAUCAAGAGCAACCCAAAACUCUAGAAACAGAGCACCAACCAGAACCUUCUUCAUCGUCUCCGGAUCAGAAGAAAUGGGGUACUCACGUGAUGGGAGCUCCGGCAGCUCCAGUUGCUCAUCCCGAUAACCAACAGGCGGCGGCGUGGGUCGCUGGAGAUAACCAGCAGACGCAGUACCAACCGUACGUCAUCUACUCUCCUGUCGAACAUCCAACAACUAACAACCCUCUCGAGCCAGUCAUCGGAAUGUUCCAUACCUGGAGUCGCAAGGCAGAAACCGUCGCACGUAACCUCUGGCACAAUCUGAAGACAGGACCGUCUAUGUCGGAAACGGCGUGGGGGAAGGUUAAUUUGACGGCCAAAGCGAUAACAAAAGGAGGAUUCGAGUCGCUUUUCAGACAGAUUUUCGGAACAGAGCCAAACGAGACGCUGAAGAAAACUUUCGCUUGUUAUCUCUCGACGACGACAGGUCCUGUUGCUGGAACUGUCUAUCUUUCGAAUGCUCGUGUCGCUUUUUGUAGCGAUCGUCCUCUGUACUUCACAGCACCUUCUGGUCAAGAAUCUUGGAGCUACUACAGGGUAAGUAAAGUCUUGCUUUUGUAAAAGAAUGAAUUUGGAGAUUGUUUUUAACGUAGGUCUAAUGUUGUUUGGUGUUUGGUUUUGUGGCAGGUGGUUGUACCUUUGGCGAAUGUAGCGACGGUGAAUCCGGUGGUGGUGAAAGAGACUCCACCUGAGAAGUAUAUUCAGUUGACGACGGUGGAUGGUCAUGACUUCUGGUUCAUGGGUUUUGUGAAUUAUGAGAAGGCUACGCAUCAUCUGCUGACCAGUGUCUCCGAUUUUCAAACCGCACACGGCUCUGUGUCUGGUUAAAACUGUUAGAGUAAAAUUCUUUUAGAGGUAAUGGAGAAAGUGUUUAAGUGUUUUGAGAGAGUUUUUUAGGAAAUAGAACUUUUAUUACUUUGCUUUAAACUUUGAAUACAACUUCACAACAUUGCAACAUUUGAGAGGGGGAGGAGGUAUUUAUAGCCUCCAAACUACAAAAUAUCUAAAAUAUUUUAAUCCUAAGUCUAGAGAGUUCUU